CAAUAAAUACAAAAAACCAUUGCCAGCUCUCAGGUUCCUUUAUUUGCAAGGAUUUGCAUCAAAGUUUUUAUUUCCUACUCAAUAUGGGGAAAAUUCAUUUCCUCAUUGCUUCUUUAUUGAUGGCAAAUUAUUUUAUGCUUCACCAAGCAAUUAUACCACCCCAAAAUCUCACCACAGAUAUAUCUGCUCUUCUUGAAUUCAAAAGCCAUAUUUCUUUAGACCAUUUUGGCUUCUUAAACAAUUGGUCUUCCACAACCUUUGUCUGCAACUGGACUGGGAUUUCCUGUGCUUUCAAGAACCAAAGGGUUGCAGCUUUGAAUCUUUCUAAUUGGAGCCUUAGAGGGAUAAUUCCUCCUCAUUUAGGGAAUCUCACAAUCUUGACUUCACUGGAUUUCAGCCAUAACAAUUUCAGUGGCUUCAUCCCUCAUCAGUUAGCUAAUCUGAGAAGUUUGAAACUGAUGAAUAUUGGAUACAACAACUUGUCUGGAGAAAUCCCUUCAUGGUUUGGAAACUUGCAAGAACUUCAGUUUCUUCUUCUCAACAACAACAGCUUCUCUGGUGUGAUCCCACUGUCUGUAGGAAAUAUCUCAAAGCUGAAGCAACUAAAUUUAGGUUGUAAUUUAUUGGAAGGAAAUAUUCCAAAAAGGAUUGGAAAUCUUUCCAAUUUGAGGACAUUAACUUUAAGAGGUAACCAGCUUACCGGGUCCAUACCAUCUGGCAUCUUCAACAUGUCUUUGGAAGAAAUUGAUUUUGCAGAGAAUAGCUUGUCAGGUAGCCUUCCAAUAGACAUCUGCAAUCAUCCAUUGGAACAGAUCAAAGCACUGAAUCUUUCAGUCAAUCAGCUUCAAGGUUCAAUUCCAUCUGAGUUAUAUAAGUGCAGAGACCUUGAGCAUUUGUCACUGUCCAACAAUCAGUUCAAUGGCCGGAUCCCAAGAACACUUGGAUAUUUGGACAAGCUCAAGGAUUUAUCCAUUGGGGGAAACAAUUUUACUGGUGGAAUUCCAAUGGAAAUUGGAAAUCUCACCAGUUUGGAGAUACUAAACAUGCAAACCAGCUUUCUGACAGGUGGAAUUCCAUGGCCUAUCUUCAAUGUAUCCUCUUUGAGAGUAAUAGAUUUGUCGAGCAACAGCCUCUCAGGAAGCUUUCCAGUGAACUUAUUUUACAAUCUUCCAGCACUGAAAGAGCUAAAUCUUUCAGCCAAUCAGUUAAUUGGCUCCAUUCCCUCCUUCGUUUGGGAAUUCAAGACUCUUGAAACUUUAGAUUUAUCCACAAACAACUUGACUGGUAGCAUAUCAAAGAGGGUUGGGAACCUCACAUCGCUCAAAAAGCUUUAUCUAGAUUUUAACUUGCUGACAGGUGAGUUACCAAGUGAGAUUGGUAACCCCAAACUGGAAACGCUUUAUCUUGGAAGUAAUAACCUAGCAGGCCAUGUUCAACCAGGGGUAUUCAAUAUGUCAUCACUCAUUCGGAUGAGCUUGGUUGAGAACAACUUCAAUGGCUCUCUCCCUUUUAGCAUGUGGACUACACUUCCUAAUCUUCAAGUGCUUAAUCUGCGCACCAAUAAAUUCACAGGGACGAUCUCAAGCCCUAUAUCCAAUGCAUCUAAACUCACCGUGCUCUCCCUGACUGAGAACUCAUUCACCGGCCCUAUACCUAAUACGCUUGGUGACUUGAGAUUCUUUAAGAGACUUUUCGCUGGAGGAAACAAUUUCACGAGAGAAUCUUCAACUCCAGAAUUGAGGUUUAUCACUUCCUUGACAAAUUGUAGAGAGUUGGAGGGAGUGGAACUAUCACUGAAUCAAUUCAAUGGUUUUCUUCCAACUUCAAUUGGAAAUUUCUCGAAAACUCUUACCACGUUCGAUGCCUUCGGAAGCAAAAUUAUGGGCACCAUUCCAAGUGAAAUUGGAAACAUAAGCAGCUUGGAAUCCAUUAAUAUGGAUAGCAACGAGUUCACAGGAUCCAUCCCCUCAACAAUUGGAAAGCUGACACGUCUGGAUCGUAUAUAUCUAGAACACAACAGGCUUCAAGGUUCCAUCCCAGCUGAGCUUUGCCAACUGAAGAUGCUUGGUGACUUGUAUCUGAACGAAAACUUGCUCUCCGGUCCAAUACCAUAUUGCUUGGGGGAAAUCACAUCCUUGAGAAGAGUAUUCUUGCACCUCAACAAUUUGACGUCCACAAUUCCACUGAGUUUUUGGAACCUUAAUGAUCUCUUAAGUCUGAACCUGUCUUCGAACUCUUUAAGUGGUGAUAUUCCCUCGCAGAUUCAGAAUCUUAAGGUUAUAAUAGAAUUAGACUUAUCAUGGAAUCAAUUAUCCGGUGAUAUUCUAAGUUCUUUCAGCGCUGCUCAAUCACUUGUUUUCUUGUCGUUGGCACACAAUACUUUUCGAGGUCGCAUUCCUCAAUCCAUGGGAAAUUUAAUAAGCUUGGAGGAUUUGGAUUUGUCUCACAAUGAUUUUUCUGGAACAAUUCCACAGUCAUUGGUGAAGCUUGGAGGCCUCAAUUACUUCAAUGUGUCUUUCAAUAGACUGGAAGGGGAAGUUCCAACCGGUGGACCAUUUGCCAACUUUACUGCUCAAUCGUUUUCGCAAAAUUUUGCGUUAUGUGGCUUAGCUAGGUUAGAUUUGCCACCUUGCAAAACAAAAUCACCUUCCCAUUCAGGGUCAAGGAACAUUUUGAAGUACAUUUUACCACCAAUUGUGUUUGCCAUCCUAAUGGUGGCAGUGGUCACAUUUUUGUUGGUAAGAAAAAGACGAAGUACGGAAAUAUCAAGUGAAAUAUCAUUGUUUCAACAAUGGUAUUGGCGAAGGGUUUCUUAUGAAGAGAUACUAGAAGCAACAGAUUCCUUCAGUAGCAGCAAUCUUCUUGGAACUGGAAGUUUUGGUUCUGUAUUUAAAGGGACACUCCUUGAUGGAUCCAUAGUCGCGGUCAAAGUUUUCCAUUUGCAAUUCAUGGAUUUAACCAAGAGCUUUGAUGCAGAAUGUGAAGUAUUAGCCAGCAUACGUCACCGAAACUUAAUAAAAAUCCUCAGUUGCUGUGUUAAUCGUGAUUUUAGAGCUUUGGUGCUAGAGUAUAUGCCAAAUGGGAGCCUUGAGAAAUGGUUGCAUUCCGAAAAUUAUUUCUUGGACGUGGUACAAAGGUUUAAGAUUAUUGUUGAUGUGGCAUUUGCUUUAGAAUAUCUUCACCAUGAUCACGCACCAGAUGUUGUUCAUUGUGAUUUGAAGCCAAGCAACAUCCUGCUAGAUGAAGAUAUGGUUGCACAUGUCUGUGAUUUCAGUGUUUCCAAAAUCUUCGGCAAUGGGGAAACUAUGAUUCAAACCAACACUUUGGCCACAAUUGGUUAUAUGGCACCAGAAUAUGGAGAGAAAGGAAUAGUGUCUACAAGUGGUGAUGUCUACAGUUUCGGCAUAAUUUUGCUUGAAACAUUCACAGGGAAGAAACCAACUGAUGAUAUCUUUGGGGAAGAAUUGAACUUGAAGCAGUGGGUUAGCAAAUCUAUAGAGGCGAACUCAGUUAUGAAAGUCGUUGACAGAAACUUAAUUAAGAAAGAUCCGAACUUCUGUCUGAUGGAGCAGUGUUUGCUGUCAAUUCUUCGUGUUGGGCUACUCUGUCUUAGCGAUUUACCGCACGAGAGAAUCGACAUGAGGAACAUUGUGGCCAGACUAGAAAAUAUUGAAGUCCCACUAGUUAAAUAAGUAUAGAGUUUGAUAAAAUGGAUGGCCAGACCACCAGUGCCCCACUGUCGGCGAGCGAAGGGAUUCGGGCAACAGAGAGGGAGCAGGGGAGGAAGAAAGAAGAAA
Coffea arabica (coffee) is the source of this 3797-nucleotide messenger RNA. RefSeq lists its product as uncharacterized. The record is from RefSeq and is a predicted model, not a curated record. Gene Ontology annotation, molecular function: protein kinase activity; protein binding; ATP binding. Gene Ontology annotation, biological process: protein phosphorylation. NCBI's taxonomy places the organism in Eukaryota, Viridiplantae, Streptophyta, Magnoliopsida, Gentianales, Rubiaceae.